UUUGUUUUGUUUUCGAUGUUUCAGCUAGCCGUCAUACUUCAAACGUUCCCACGGCCAGCGCCCGUCUUUGCCUUCAUUCAUGUCUUUAAACUAGUCUACUUCGCUUCGUAUUGUUCAAGCAAUUUUAUGCAAGUACAUUUAGAGUCUAGAGCUAGAGUUAGAAAGUUAAAUUUUGACCAGAGAGAGCUGUGAUUAGACAGAAUCGUCUCGACACUGGAUUUGACUGGGUUUUUCUAGUCCCGCACAUUGAUUUCAACGUAUUUUGAUUCAUCGUGCCUGAUGUGAGAGAACUGGACAGGAUUAACCAAUCAUAUGCCUUUAGAACAGCAACCACGUCUUCGAGAUGGAAAGAUUCCGAUUUUUGUUUUCCCCACCGAGCUAGCCUUUUACGUUGAUGACCGAAAAUCCCACAAGCAAGUAUUGACCAUCUACAACCCAUAUGAUUUCCCGUUUCGAUUCAAGGUUUUAUGCACAGCUCCUCGGAAGUAUAAUGUUGUUGACUCAGAAGGUACUGUAAGACCUGGCUGUUGUGUUGAUAUACUGAUUCGGAUCAAAGAACUUAGUGAAACAGGGUUCGGCCAAAGAGACAAGUUCCGCCUUAACCUCUACCACCACGGACAGCGUGAAGUCAUAGGUCGUAAGGACGUCCCGGCACUGCUAGCAGCCACUGCUCAAGGGCGGGGCGAUCAGGACAACGAAGAUACCAGUUCUCAAGGCUCAUCUCCAUCCUCCUCUAAUCUCGUCUUUGCUCAAGCCAAUAGAGGGCGUGCCGGGCCCGGAGCAACAGUGGUCCUGUUAGCCCUGAUGUGCAUCGUAGCUUUGAUGUUGCCAACUCAAGGAGAGAAGGGUUCUCGUCUUCCAGACUACUUACAUUUGACGGUUAAUCAAAAACUAAUAGCUGCUUACGUUUUAGGACUCCUUACCAUGGUACUACUACGGACAUGACGAUAACUCUCACAUUUAGGAACCCCUCAUCCAAGGUUGAACAUGGAUGGACACCCCCUUGCAAUGAAAUGGAACUUUCCUGCGUUAUGAGUAUGAUAUAUUUGUUGGAUCCUACCAUUGGCCAACGUAGGUAUUACUUUUUAUCUGUUCAUGACAAAGAAAAUAUAUGUAAGUAAUCUUGUGUAGGUAAAUAUUUUUAAUAUUAUUCAAGGAAGUUAGGCCUAAAAAAAAAGAUGUUGUAUUGCCCUUUA
Molecule: messenger RNA, 1196 nt
Organism: Strongylocentrotus purpuratus (purple sea urchin)
Lineage: Eukaryota; Metazoa; Echinodermata; Echinoidea; Camarodonta; Strongylocentrotidae
Product: motile sperm domain-containing protein 1-like
Exons: 6
Coding region: 313-945 (210 amino acids)
Cellular component (GO): cytoplasm
Source: RefSeq, a predicted model, not a curated record